AUGUCUGGCCUAACUUUGCAGAUGGUGAGCGAUGUGAGCGUGCACGCCUACGCAGACGAAGCUACUGAUGGGGCCACCAAGGUUAUGGAGAAGGUCAAACAGACAAUUGAGAGCAUCGAUCUAAACCAGUUGGGGAUCUCAGAGUGGGAUCUCAGGAUCUUGGGGCCAGAACUGGACUUUGCGCGUUUUCACCUGGAAACUUUCAACGGCGGGAAGUGGGUUGUGUCGGUUUGUUCUGUGCCUCGGCCAUCCUCGGCCUUUUCAAAUGUCAGCCGCUGUCAGCCUGACAAAAACCGCUGCAGGAUUGAUGCCAAACAGAUGGCUGAAGACUUGAUAAAUGGCAAGGUGUUGCAGCUGGGUGCUGUGGAAAGCCUCGUGUUUUGA
Messenger RNA from Cladocopium goreaui, 384 nucleotides. The record is from the annotation of a GenBank genome assembly. Lineage: Eukaryota; Dinophyceae; Suessiales; Symbiodiniaceae.